AUGAUUAUCAGGCAUUAUGAAUACGAUACGUUUGUGCAAAUCUUGGUGGGAGCAAAGCUGCAACGCACUCGCGGUCCUCAGUUGCCAUGCCAUUCAAAAAAGCGAGAAGGCUGGGAUACUGUCUGGUUGUUCAACCGUAGACAGGAGGAUUCCAAAUUUAGAGAUCGCGUUCAAAGCACGGACUUUAAG
Messenger RNA from Opisthorchis viverrini, 189 nucleotides. RefSeq lists its product as hypothetical. Lineage: Eukaryota; Metazoa; Platyhelminthes; Trematoda; Opisthorchiida; Opisthorchiidae. The transcript has 2 exons. The record is from RefSeq and is a predicted model, not a curated record. The annotation marks the transcript as partial.